Messenger RNA from Hyaloscypha bicolor E, 1353 nucleotides. Its product is annotated as nuclear migration protein-like protein nudF. The coding region runs from base 1 to 1353 and encodes 450 amino acids. NCBI's taxonomy places the organism in Eukaryota, Fungi, Ascomycota, Leotiomycetes, Helotiales, Hyaloscyphaceae. The record is from RefSeq and is a predicted model, not a curated record. Gene Ontology annotation, molecular function: protein binding. The transcript has 3 exons.
AUGAGCCAGAUAUUAUCGCCACGACAGGCCGAGGAGCUGCACAAGUCAAUAAUCGCGUACCUUAAUUCGAUAAACCAAUCCAGCAUUGCCGCAACAUUACAAGAAACGCUCGGUAUCAGUAGCAGCUUCGAUGCUCCGACCAUGAAAAGAUACGAAGGACUCUUGGAGAAGAAGUGGACGAGUGUUGUCCGCUUGCAGAAAAAGAUAAUGGAAUUGGAAUCUAGAACCGCGAGCUUGCAGGGCGAACUCGAUCAAGCGACACCAUCCUCCCUCUCCAGACGAAAUCAGGAUCCUGCCAGUUGGCUUCCUAAAUCACCAGCAAGACUCACGCUCCAAUCACAUAGAGAGCCUGUAACUUGCGUGGCCUUUCAUCCAAUAUUCUCUUCACUUGCCUCUGGUUCGGACGACAAUACUAUCAAAAUAUGGGAUGGGGAACUUGGAGAGUUAGAAAGGACGCUCAAGGGCCAUACAAGAACUGUUUUGGAUGUCGAUUUUGGUGGGCCAAAGGGAGGCACUCUGUUAGCGUCUUGUUCGAGUGAUCUUACCAUCAAAUUGUGGGAUCCUAGCACUGAGUAUCAGAACAUUCGAACACUUCCUGGGCACGAUCAUUCAGUCUCCGCUGUCCGUUUUAUAUCAUCCUCGGGAAACCUUCUCGUUUCCGCCAGUCGAGAUGAAACUCUUCGGAUAUGGGAUGUACUAACAGGAUACUGUGUGAAAACAAUUCGUGGACAAAGUGAUUGGGUUCGGGAUGUGUCGCCUUCUUUCGAUGGAAGACGGCUAGUGUCUGGUGGGUAUGAUCAAAUAGGACGGACAUGGGAUGCCACAUCAGGAGAAGCAAAAGCGACUUUGAUUGGCCACGACAACUACAUUGAGUGCUGUGUGUUCGCGCCACCGUCAAGCUACAAGCACCUAGCAACUUUGGCCGGAUUGGAAAAAACACCACCGGCAGGAAAUUCAGCCGAAUACAUUGCCACUGGGUCAAGAGACAAAACUAUAAAGCUAUGGGAUAGUCGAGGGGCUUUGAUCAAAACCCUUGUGGGCCGUGAUAGCUGGGUGAGAGGACUAGUAUUUCAUCCUGAAGGCAAGUACCUGAUCAGUGUCUCUGAUGACAGGACCCUACGUUGCUGGGAUCUUUCUCAAGAAGGAAGAUUAGUAAAAACCUUGGAAGACUCCCAUGGACAUUUUGUUAGCUGCAUACGAUGGGCCCCUAGUCUUGUGAAUGAUUCACCCAUAAAGGGAGUUGGAACGGUAACUAAUGGAGACUCGAGGAAGGAAGAUGCUAUCAAGGUUAGAAGUCGAUGUGUAAUCGCCACAGGAAGCGUAGAUCUGAAUGUACGCAUCUUUGCCUCAUGA